Pecten maximus is the source of this 774-nucleotide messenger RNA. Its product is annotated as tigger transposable element-derived protein 4-like. Gene Ontology annotation, cellular component: nucleus. The transcript has 2 exons. Lineage: Eukaryota; Metazoa; Mollusca; Bivalvia; Pectinida; Pectinidae. Gene Ontology annotation, molecular function: DNA binding. The record is from RefSeq and is a predicted model, not a curated record. The coding region runs from base 232 to 660 and encodes 142 amino acids.
UUAUUUGAUAAAUGAUUUGUCUGAAUAAACGUAUGCAUGUUGUGUGUUUUUAAGUUUUAUUCAGUAAUUAAAAGUUACAGUAGGAAUCUGAUAGUAUUUGAUACAUAAAUAUAGUUUGAGACAAAUAAAACAAAUCCCACGGGAUCCGGAUAUCGUUCAAUUAUCGAGAACGAGGUUGUUUACUGAAACUAGGAAGUGAUCAGUGAUCUGUAGUUCACCAAUUGAUGCAAGAUGUCGACGAAACGGCGGGUCGCUUUAACCCACGAGCAACGAUUGGAAGUCAUCAGAGAAUCGGAGAAAUUUCAUACUAGUUCUCGCAAAAUUGCCGAGAAGUAUGGUGUUGGCAAAACUCAAAUCGAUAGGAUUUUAAAACGAAAAUCGGAAAACCUCGCUGAUCUGGAGGACAAUGUUGCCCCCGAGAGGAAACGACAAAGGCGGCCUACGGGCAAUGAGGAAAUAAAUAACCUUGUGUGGGAAUUUUUUAAAGACGCUUCCUCGCGCCGUGUUAAUCUUAGUGGGCCACUGUUAAAACAAAAGGCACUGGAUUUUGCAUCAGACUUUGGUAACACUACAUUCAAGGCUUCAAAUGGAUGGUUGGAUUCGUUUAAAUCACGGCAUAAUAUUGUGUUUGGAACUUUUAUAGCUUGUUAUACUUUAUAAAGGGCUACUGGUGAUCAAAUUUCACAGUAUGAAUGGAACCUCUAUAUAAAGGGCACCUGUCUAUAAAGGGCACUUUUGUUGCUUCCCUUGGAUGGCCUUUAUAGACAGGUUUGA